Messenger RNA from Stegostoma tigrinum, 1967 nucleotides. RefSeq names its product O-sialoglycoprotein endopeptidase-like 1 (gene osgepl1). The transcript has 8 exons. Gene Ontology annotation, cellular component: mitochondrion. The coding region runs from base 202 to 1410 and encodes 402 amino acids. The record is from RefSeq and is a predicted model, not a curated record. Gene Ontology annotation, biological process: tRNA threonylcarbamoyladenosine modification. Lineage: Eukaryota; Metazoa; Chordata; Chondrichthyes; Orectolobiformes; Stegostomatidae.
AUCUGCAGUAACCGCAGACUUGGCCUGCCGAUUAAUUCCGUGUCAGUGCAGAGGAAAUCCGUUCCAAAAGAUCUCCAGGGUCCCCAGCUUGAACAAAUUAAAAAUAAAACCGGAACCGGGGCCAAGCAGAGAACCAGCACGUCGGAACGAUUCCCCGGCCGGAACCGGGGAAGGAGGAGGAGGCGGCGGCCUAGCGUUGCCAUGGUGAGGGCCCAGGGUUUGUGCGCGCGGGCCGUGUCCGGCUGGGCUCGUGGGGCGGCUCAGUGCAGUGCCAGGCUGGUGCUGGGCAUCGACACCAGCUGCGAUGACACCGGAGCAGCUGUGGUGGACGAAACGGGGAACAUCCUGGGAGAAGCCCUGCAUUCUCAGAAAGGAACUCAUCUCAAGGCAGGUGGUAUAAUUCCAACCGUUGCUCAAAAGCUACACAAAGAACACAUUGAAAAUGUGGUCCAAGAAGCAAUAGAUAAGAGUGGUGUUUCUCCUUGUGAAUUGACAGCAAUAGCAACUACCAUAAAACCAGGACUUGCAUUAAGCUUGAAAGUGGGCCUAGAGUACAGCUUAAAACUAAUAGAACAAUAUAAGAAACCUUUUAUCCCGAUUCAUCACAUGGAGGCGCAUGCACUAACUGUUAGAAUGCUGCACAUGGUGGAAUUUCCCUUCCUGGUCCUCCUGGUUUCUGGUGGACACAGUUUGCUGGCCGUUGCCCGUGGAGUUUCUGACUUCCUCCUUCUUGGACAAACUUUGGAUGAAGCACCAGGAGACACAUUAGACAAGGUUGCACGAAGAUUGUCCCUCAAAAAUCACCCAGCGUGUCAUACAAUGAGUGGAGGUGAAGCCAUUGAAUAUUUAGCUGAAAUGGGAAACAGGAUGCAGUUUGAAUUAACACAGCCUAUGAGCCAGCACCUGGACUGUGAUUUUUCCUUUGCUGGUCUCCGCAAUCAAGUCAAUCAAAUAAUUAUCAAAAAGGAAAGGGAAGAAGGUUUCCAAAUGGGUCAGAUAUUGCCCUGUGUAAAUGACAUUGCUGCUGCUGUGCAACAUACAGUGACAGCUCACCUAGCAAAACGCACACAUCGAGCUAUUCUCUUCUGUAAGAAGGAAGGUCUGUUGCCUCAAUCAAAUCCAGCCUUGGUAGUUUCAGGGGGGGUGGCCAGUAAUGAAUACGUCAGAAAAGUACUUUCGAUAGUAACUGAAGCAAAUGGACUCUCACUGCAUUGCCCUCCUCCGAAACUUUGCACAGACAAUGGCAUCAUGAUUGCAUGGAAUGGUAUUGAGAAACUUCGAGCAGGAAUUGAUGUUAUACAUAAUCCAAAAGGAAUUCGCUAUGAGCCCAAAGCCCCUCUUGGAAUUGAUUUUUCUGAACAAGUCAAGAUAGCAGCCCUCAAAGUUCCAUAUCUGAAGCUAAAGACAUGAUUAAUACUUCUUCGUUAUUCAUCAUUUUAGGAAAUCAUACUGUGUUUGGGGUUUUAAAUUAAAUUCAUGCAUAUUGUAUUGUACUAUUUGCAAUUUUAAGAGGAGGAGGUAUUGGCCAUUUGCCCACUCGAGCCUCCUCUGCCAUUUAAUAAAAUCCUGGGUAAUCUGAUUGUAAACUACAGUUGCAUGUUUGAAAUAUCAGUAAUUUAAUGGUGACAUUUAACAAUUCAGUGAAAAUUGUAUAUGAAGUCACUAAAUUUGGUUAAUGGCUUAAUCUUGCUCAUAUAUUCUAUCUUUAACAGGGAAGGAGCAUGGCAGCUCAACUCUUGAUUUGUUUUUAUAUUAAGCUCAACAACAAGCUACAGAAGUAAUAUGGUGAAUGCCUAAAAGUUGGCCCUCAUUCUGUUUUGUUACGUGGCAGCUAAAGCAGAGAAAACAGAGAGAAAACCUGUGAUGCUUCCUGUGUCAGUGCUUUGUGAAAAACAAAAACAUCUAUAAUUAGUGAUUUUUGAGAUAAAUCAAUUAAACUCAGUUCAGUUUUGAGCUCUUUAUUCUAA